Messenger RNA from Magallana angulata, 914 nucleotides. RefSeq lists its product as uncharacterized. Gene Ontology annotation, molecular function: protein binding. The transcript is spliced from 2 exons. The coding region runs from base 109 to 891 and encodes 260 amino acids. The record is from RefSeq and is a predicted model, not a curated record. Lineage: Eukaryota; Metazoa; Mollusca; Bivalvia; Ostreida; Ostreidae.
ACACUUGAUAAGAAACAGAUUUUGGUCACACUUAGACUUGCAGUACUGGUUACGACUUAUCAUUUGCCAAUUUAUUUUUCACUUUUGUUGAAAUUCAGUUAGUUUACUAUGUUAAGUUGGCAUUUGUUCGUGCUGUGCCUCCUUUUUCUUGAAACCCAGGGGCGGUCAACAGAAAAUAUUUUGGAGAAAACUCUAGAGGAUGUUGAACGAUUGCGAGCGCUUGUUCUUGAGCUAAAGGACCUUGUUUCUAACCAGGACCAGCGUAUCUCUGACCUUUUGUUGUCCCAGACUAUUGACCGUGCUAGAAUAAAGACACUAGAAGACGGGUACAAGACUCUGAUAAGUGAAAAAAAUUGCAAUCCUCGUGUACCAAGUGAUGGCGGUAUCCGGAAAAAUCGAACCAGGGACGCUCCUCGUAAAUUCCCUUCCACUGAUGAUGUUAUUAUGUAUGAAGUUUCAGCCACUGAGAAAAGAGAGACAGAAACUGUCAUUGCGUUUUAUGCGUACAUGUCUCGUGACUUCAUACCCGGAAUUAAACACACCAUUCCAUUCGACACGGCCAUUACAAACAAAGGCAAUGGAUAUCAUUCCAGCACUGGAGUAUUCAUCGCCCCCGAGCCUGGUUAUUACGUUUUUACUUGGACCAUACGCAUGACACAAGGUUCUCAACACUCUUUUGAACUGGUUGUUAAUAAUGUGGCAAAAGGUGCAUCAUUCAUGCGCACGCAUGAUCCGGAAGAUCAAACAAUAACCGGAACUGCGGUCGUAUACAUAAACCAGAAUGACGAUGUUUACGUAAGGACACACGGCUCCUACGCUUACAACGCGGGGAACAUCCGUAGUGACAUUUACAGCAGAACGUCAUUUGCCGGUUGGAGACUGUCGUCCUAGAAUGUCAAAACAGCUAUUUUGAA